AUGGUGGAGAAGAGCGAGAGGAAGAUGGGUAUGGUGAAGAGCAAGGGAGAUUUCAAUGCUCAGCACAUUGAGCCACAUGCCUGCAAGAACAAAACACAAAACACAAAAUUCCUCUCCAAUUUCUGCUGGAAGGCUUUGUCACUCGGUCAACUCAACUCAAAUUAUAAAGCCGCCUUCUCUGAGUUGGCUUAUAUUCUAGAGAUCCUUUUUACUGUAGAAUCUCCUCCAUGGGUUGGUUCUGGGAGACUUGAUCUUGGUUUUGGGGUGAUUUGUCUUGGUGGAUCACCUUCUUUUGGUUGGUGGUUGAUGGUUAGUAGUUGGUGGCGAAGUGGCAGAUGGGGGGUGGGGUUGGUGCUAGCCAGGACUGAGUCAGGUGUGUGCAUGCGUGCAUUUGGGGUUGUGUCUAUGUUUUCAGCCUCAAGAAACCCCGUGGAAAAAUCCGUUCCUACAACCCGCAGAGCAUCUUUGCCAUUGCCAAGAAGAGAUGUAGUUCAGAAAUCCUCUUUCAGGCCCAGUAUUGGCAUCCUCAACCAAACUAGCUCUCCGGAUGUUUCUGUCAAUGCCCCUCGGAUAGACAAAAUGGCUGAGUUCCCCUUAGCAUCAUACGAAGACCCCUACCUUCCCAUUCCUAGAACUUCAUCAGCCUCUGCACAUGGGUCGUCCAUCUCUCCAGAAGGUGACCGUUCGAUAAUGAAGGACAAAUGCACAGUCCAGGUCCGUGACAGAACAUUUGGCAAGCUGAGUUUUGCCGAUGCUUGGCAGGGAUUUGAAGGCACCACAUGUCCUAUGAACGCCGAGGAUGUGAGUGACUGCUCAGAUCAAAAUGCAACAGCUGGCGCAUCAAGCCGAACCUCAUCAGAUCAACGGCGCCGCCGUUUUGACACCUCAUCUUACCAACAACGAGCUGAAGCAUUGGAAGGAUUGCUUGAAUUCAGUGCAAGAUUGAUGCAAGAGGAAAGGCUCGACGAACUCGGGGUGUUAUUGAAGCCAUUUGGGCCAGGAAAGGUAUCUCCUAGGGAAACUGCAAUCUGGUUGACGAAGAGCUUCAAGGAAAAUACAGUCAAGCCAGAAGAUCUAUAUCAGUAAACAGCUGACACGAUUAAAAAUAGUCUUUGCUGCAACAGAGUUUAGGGUAUCAUCUGUUUUGUGCAUGCUACUGUUGUUUUUGGUAGUACCUAGGAUUUCACAACUUUUACCACUUUCACUUUUCAUUUCAUUUCAUAUGAUAGGAAUUCUGGAUUUUAGUGAUGGAUGCACACGGAUGAACAAAUAGAAUUUUUUUUGGGGAAGAACGUAAUCGUUAGCAAUAGCAUCGAGAAUUGAUCGACCGUGAAUUAAUCCAAAAGAUUUUGGAGUUGCUAUUCAUCACAAUUUUAGAGGGUGUCAUCAACUUGUUUGGAAGAUGAUAUUUUGACUUGUUGUUGAAUGUGUCCACUGACUG
Molecule: messenger RNA, 1441 nt
Organism: Ilex paraguariensis (yerba mate)
Lineage: Eukaryota; Viridiplantae; Streptophyta; Magnoliopsida; Aquifoliales; Aquifoliaceae
Source: the annotation of a GenBank genome assembly